AUGGCUGUGAUUGGAACUGAAUUGCAAAUCAUUUGUAAAUUCAUACUACAAGAGCAGCAACAGCAACAGUUUGAAUCAGCUAAGGAUGUAUUUGAUAUAUUGGAGAAGUGUUUUGCAGAGAUGCUCUAUUUAAGCCUCUCUUGUCUCCCGAGGGCCAUACUGAAGGAUAUUGAUGAAGAUGAUCCAACUGAAAUAGGUGAAGGAAGAGUGAAAAAAGCCUGGAAGUUCCUUUGUAAACUUGAGCUGUUAGAGGACACAAUUGAAUGGUCAUGGCCAGAGAGAUUUGAACCUGAAAGUCGAGCAAAUGUUGUCCACUUUGACUCUUCUCCUGUAGUUGCUCUUGAUUGUGGUUAUUCAGAAGUUGAAGCUAAUGUCUCAAAUGUCAUUGAUGGUGAGGUUUGCGAUAGUGAUGUUUCCUUUGCUGCUACUGCUUGUGCUGUAGAAGAAGAUGAUGAUGAUGAAAUUAAAGAAAUUGGGUCCGAUGAGAUUGUUUGAAUGACAAUAUUAUGCGAAGGUAAAAGGGAAAGGAGUCGAGCAAGGCCUCAGAUAUGCAGCGGAUUAAAGCAUGAAGCAUAGAGAACUCUGGAAUGACUGCUAAACUUCAACAAUGGAUUAAGGGGAAUUCCAACAGUAUAAAGAAAUUAGAAAGAACAAUUAGUAGGAGAAACAAUAUCUGUACCGUUAGCAGUAAGCUUAUCAAAAAAAAAACUCUGUACCGUUAGAACUACCUGGCCA
This is a messenger RNA of Macadamia integrifolia, 735 nucleotides long. RefSeq lists its product as uncharacterized. The record is from RefSeq and is a predicted model, not a curated record. The coding region runs from base 1 to 495 and encodes 164 amino acids. The transcript is spliced from 2 exons. Lineage: Eukaryota; Viridiplantae; Streptophyta; Magnoliopsida; Proteales; Proteaceae.